Rotaria socialis is the source of this 255-nucleotide messenger RNA. NCBI's taxonomy places the organism in Eukaryota, Metazoa, Rotifera, Eurotatoria, Philodinida, Philodinidae. The record is from the annotation of a GenBank genome assembly.
AUGGGUAAGCGUAAAUCGAAACGAAAACCACCACCAAAACAAAAGCAUGUCACAGCUCUUUCACUCGUUUUUCCAUGUCCGUUUUGUUCACAUGAUCGUUCGUGCGAAGUUAAACUUGAUCGGAAAGCUAAUGUUGGAACAAUUGAAUGUCGUAUGUGUCGAGAAACAUAUUCAACACAGGUCCAUUAUCUAAGCGAAGCUAUCGAUGUGUAUAAUUCAUGGAUUGAUGCAUGUGAAGAGCAAAAUCGAGAUUAA